This is a messenger RNA of Candoia aspera, 2672 nucleotides long. RefSeq names its product junctional adhesion molecule 2 (gene JAM2). Lineage: Eukaryota; Metazoa; Chordata; Lepidosauria; Squamata; Candoiidae. The record is from RefSeq and is a predicted model, not a curated record. Gene Ontology annotation, cellular component: tight junction; protein complex involved in cell adhesion; plasma membrane. The transcript has 10 exons. Gene Ontology annotation, biological process: leukocyte cell-cell adhesion. The coding region runs from base 158 to 1057 and encodes 299 amino acids.
GCGCAAGCGGAGAAAGGGAGGAGCUGCGGGAAAGCUUCGAGCCAAGGCUUCCAGCAGCAUCGAUUUCUCGUCCCCCUUUCGAGGGGGACACCGCCGUCGCUGCCCGCCAGCGACUUUUCUCGUUUGUCUUAGGGAAAAGCAGCUGUUGCUCUUGAAGAUGGCGAGCUGCCGCCACCUCCUCCGCUGGCUUCUCUUCUCCUACUUGGGAUCCCUUUGCUACUAUGAAACAUAUGGAAUCACUGUGCAGUCAGACAAUGAACAUGUUAAAGCAAGAGAAUUUGAGGGGGCAUUUCUAAGUUGUAAACACAAUGUAAGGAAGGAAAGUGGUAUAAGAGUAGAAUGGAAAAAGAUUGAAGGCUCUCUUGUCACAUUUGUCUACCUCAGUGGUGUCUUUCAGGGUAAUUUUAAAGAUCGAGCUGAAAUAUUGCACUCAAGCAUUCAAAUUAAAAAUGUGACUAGAAAGGAUUCUGGAAAAUAUCGUUGUGAAAUUAGUGCACCUGCAGAACAAGGACAAGAAGCAGGGGAAGUUGAAGUCUCCCUCUUAGUAUUGGUGCCAUCAGCUGCUCCUGUUUGUGAAGUACCUAUUUCAGCUAUGAGUGGGACAGUAGUGGAAUUACGAUGCAAAGAAAAUGAAGGUGUGCCAGCUUCAAAAUACAGAUGGUAUCGGAAUGGUGCUAUUCUGCUUGAGAAUCCAGUUUCUGGGAAGUUUAAAAAAGGGAAAAUUCCUUAUACUUUGAAUACUACAACAGGAACCUUGCUGUUCAAUCCUGUUUCAAAGAAUGACACUGGGGAAUAUUACUGUGAAGCUGACAAUAGAGUUGGACAGCCUCAAAAAUGUCCUGUGAAGAGAAUGCAAGUUGAUGACCUUAAUGUAAGUGCUAUCAUAGCUUCGGUGAUCAUUGUGGCCUUAAUAAUGGCUUCCUGUGGUCUUGGGGUAUAUUAUGCACAAAAGAAGGGUUAUUUUUCAAAAAGGAAUUCUUCAGUGAAUAACAGUUCCAAGUACAAAGCUACAGGAAGUGAAAAAGAUUUCAAGCACACCAAGUCCUUUGUUAUUUAAAAGAAAGUCUAUUUCUGAGGAUCAACAUUUGCUGCAGAAAAUAUCGAAGAGAAUAUAAAGAUAUUAUUGCUGUUUAACAUGCCCAUAAGUAAAGAAAUAGUGAGCUAAUGGCAUAAUUCUGAUUAUUACAUCUCAAAAAGGGUACUGUUAAGUAGGAAAAUAGGUGGAAAAGGGCAAACAUCCUAAAUAGGAACAGGCAAUAGUGUUUGAGGCUUGUAGAAUUUAAAAAUAGGCAAUCGCUGGGACCAAGACCAAGCUUUAUAAAAUUAUGUAAUCUAUGAAGAAAUGGAUAGAUUGGUGUCUUCUCACUGACAGCAUUAGCUGCCAUGAUCUUUUGGUGAGAUGGGGGAAGGAAAUAUCCCACAUAGACAAAAAGCAGUAUUCACAUUAUUAAUUUAUGGGAUUUUUGCUAAUUGAUAUGUGACUACUAUUGGCUUGGAUGGCAUGAAAUGAGAAUUGAACAACUUCAUUUACCACAGGACUACAGAUGGCUACUAUUUAUGAUGGGUAAAUACUAUUUGCCAUUUUUUACAUUAUUAGCUUGUGGAGACAAACUAUAGGAGAAAGCUACUGCCUUUAACUCAUCCUUGUGGGGUUGCUGGAAACAGGCACUAGGAACAGAAUACUGUUUUACAUAGCACUUUGGCCUGAUUAAGGGAGCUAAUUAUAAAGCCAUCUUUCUGAAAAGAAUUCUGUGACUGAAGUAGCCUUAAACAAUUAUCCAUUUUACUCCAAGACAGAGUUUGGGGCUUGGGCAUUCAGGGAGGACUUGUUCUUUGCUUUUUCCCUGGAGGUCAAGACAGCUAAAACCGCUACUAUCAUUGCUAAGGAAGGAAAAUAACCACAAUCAGUCUGAUCUCAGGUUUAUAAUUACAAGUAACCAGAUGAUUACAUGGAGCAGAGACAUUUCUAACAUCUUGAUUUGAAAAUUACUACUGAUUUGCAUCAUGAAUUUGGCUUUGGGGGGCGAAGUUGUUUUGUUGUUGCUGUUGUUGUUGUAGGAUUGAGAUUAAGAUGACAGCAGUUAUCAAGUGUAGAGUGAGGUAGUGAUAAAAGAAUAUAUGCUCCUACUUAGUCUGUAAACUUUAUUUAAAUGUAUGUGUAAGCUACUGCAGAGAACUAAACUGAGCAGGGCAACCUCUCAGUGGCAAAGGACUGCACUUUUUUUAUUUGCAUGACAAGCAGAUAGGACUGGAUUUUCAACUUUUAUUUGGGAUGGGGACUAUGUAUUGAAAUAAAUGAAGCCUAAAAAAAGGGUUAUAUAUCUUCUAGUUGUUUUCCACCAAAACACACACUAGAUUGUUGUACAAUCCAAUGGUAUGAUUUUGGGGAUGCUAAAGAUAUAGAAUUACAUGAGGAUAUAAGCUGCUUCCCAACCCAAAUGACAAAAAGAUACAAGUCCACUCAGCAAUGGGCGUUCUAAGUUAGAGUUUUUCUUGCAGUAUGAUCGAGUAAAAAAAAAUAUUUAUAAAACAUUUUGCCUAAAAUAUUUUUUAAGUGCUUUGAUGGUUUCCAACCCUACAUUCAAUACUGAAAUUAUGGUAUAUGGUUCCUUACCACCAUCCAUAGUUUUUAUUUUAUUAUUUAAAAGUUUAUGAAGACUGUUUAUAUAUUU